Amborella trichopoda is the source of this 1528-nucleotide messenger RNA. Lineage: Eukaryota; Viridiplantae; Streptophyta; Magnoliopsida; Amborellales; Amborellaceae. The record is from RefSeq and is a predicted model, not a curated record.
ACACAUUGCAUUAGAUUUAGAAAUAGUUUCUCUUUCUGCGUUCUCUCUCUUAAGUUUGUCCAAGAUCUUUCACAUGAUGUUGUAGGGCGAUCCACAUAAUCAGCCUGAGAUGGCCCCUAGCUUUAAAUAUUGGGAUGAUUGUGUGGAUCCAGAAGACAUGGAAGCAAUGUGGAGGGAUCGUGAUGUAAGUAAUGAAUGGGAAGCUGUUGGAGAAACUCGGGGAAAGAAAGUCCACCUUUCACGUGAUCCUGAUGGACAAUCUUAUCUAACGCAGACUGAAAUGAGGGCUGUGGCAGAGAUAACUGUUCAUAGGUACUUCAAAUCAGAGUUAGAUACGGAAAUGAUUUGUGCAAUUGCUGAAAUUGAAAGCAACAGGCAACCCCUUGCACAAAGGUAUGAUCCAAAAUCACGAGAAGCUAGUGUGGGAAUUAUGCAAAUGCUGCAACCAACUGCUGAAUGGUUGUUUAGGGAACUUGGGUAUAGGGCAUUUGAAAUGGAAGGAAAACCAAAUCUGCUUUUCAGGCCUUUCAUAAGUGUGUAUCUUGGUGCUGCCUAUUUGAAGUGGUUAUCAAAUUUUGAUGGCACAAGCAGAAAUGAAGAAUUUGUUGUUAGGGCCUACUAUGGUGGACCAAAAAAGGCAACUCAUAAGUCCACUACAGGGUAUUGGAAACACUAUCUUUCUGUAAAACAAAGCCUUCCAUCAAGGAGUGAAGUAAAUCUAGCCAAGAAGUAUUCUAUGGCCUCUGAUGAUCUUGAUCAUGUUAACCGUGCUUCUUCAACAACAGCCGGGUGGACUUAUUGGGACUCAAAAGCUUCUGCAGAUGAUAUGGAGGAGUUAUGGAAGAAUCCUGAGGUCCUCAAAGAGUGGACAAAAUCUGGAGAGCGAAAAGGAAGAGUACGUUUUUCACAGGAUCCAGAAAAGAGACCCUACCUUUCCCGAGUCGAAGUAAAGGCUGUUGCAGACAUUAUUGUUUCCAGGCAUUUCGCUUCCAAGGGUAUAAGACCAGCCCUUUUAUCUGCUCUUGCUGAAAUGAGUAGUAUGCGUUUUCUUGAUGGGAUUGGACCUGGCAGCGGGAUCAUGGGAAUACCUUACCAAACAGCUCUCUGGCUUAAUAAGGAUAUUGGUUUCAAGGCUUACAAGGUUAAGGCCAUGGAAGAUCUUUCAAACCCUUUCUUGUCCAUGUACUUUGGUACAGCUUAUGUGAGCUGGCUGUCUCAAUAUGAAGGAAGGGAAAGGACCGAUGAAUUUGUUGUGCAAGCUUAUCUUAGGGGGCCAGAUAAUGUCAAUAUUCAAGAGACUGGUCCACUAUGGGUUAAAUUUCAGCGGAUUGUGCCUUCCUAUGAAGAUUUAAAGAAGAUGAAUGAAGGGAAUUGCACCAUUUUGUAAACUCUUUUAGCUUUCUAUGCUCCUAAGUGCUGUUUAACUCAAAUCUUUUUCCUACUAUGUUGAAAGAUUUUGUGGGUUUGUGUAUUAUCAUUAUGAAUAGAAAUACUUUAUAUCAAUUGGCCAUUACAUUCAAUUGUUUGA